Chaetomium globosum CBS 148.51 is the source of this 483-nucleotide messenger RNA. RefSeq lists its product as uncharacterized. NCBI's taxonomy places the organism in Eukaryota, Fungi, Ascomycota, Sordariomycetes, Sordariales, Chaetomiaceae. The record is from RefSeq and is a predicted model, not a curated record. The transcript is spliced from 2 exons. Bases 1 to 483 code for a protein of 160 amino acids.
AUGACGAAAGCGAAAAAUGGAUACUUCAUACCGUUUUCCGACGGAGAUGGGAUUUUAAUCUCCGCGCCGACCCCGUGGUGUCGAUGCCGGCUGUUGGUGUCUGGGGGCCCGAGGAGGCUCACCAACUGCCAAGCCCGCGGUGCCGAGACCGCGGCGAGGAUGGGCCUUGUAAGAAACGGUCGAAACUUUUAUCCUCCUCGGUCCUUUCCGUUCGAUGGGUUUGAUGACGAAAAACUUCGAGUCGCCGCGCCGGGAGUUCGUCCGUAUCAGCAACACGUAUGUUUGAGAAAAUCUUUCCAUGUGAACGCCAUCAACCUACCCAUUCCAGACAUCCUGGGGUUUGUGGGGGGGUCCGUCUGGGGUAAGGGGACGAGGGUCGUAACACAGGAUGAUGCUGGGGGAGACUCCGGGACGAGUGACGGGGCUGGUGAUAUCUUCACAAAGGGCCCGCUGGCGAUAAAUUGCAACAUACGACGAUCGUAA